Molecule: messenger RNA, 2086 nt
Organism: Temnothorax curvispinosus
Lineage: Eukaryota; Metazoa; Arthropoda; Insecta; Hymenoptera; Formicidae
Product: F-box/LRR-repeat protein 4-like
Exons: 7
Coding region: 25-1977 (650 amino acids)
Biological process (GO): SCF-dependent proteasomal ubiquitin-dependent protein catabolic process
Cellular component (GO): SCF ubiquitin ligase complex
Molecular function (GO): protein binding
Source: RefSeq, a predicted model, not a curated record
UUUAUCUGCUUUCAGAGAAAGAAUAUGACAUUCCAUUAUCCAUUUGAGAGUGAGAGUUUGAGUCAAUAUCCCUAUAUCGACAGGGUCUCAACAGGAGAGAAAAAUCCUGUUGACUUUAUCUAUCAAUUUGUGAAUAGUUAUAGAUAUGAUUGUACCAAUAAUCUCGCCACACUUUGUACUUUACGUUACAUAAAAGGGGGACCUACCAAAUUUCCAAAAUAUGGAGAUUUUUCAGAAACACUCAUUAUGAGGACUUAUGAUUUCGAUAUCUCAUUAUUAUCUUUAUUACCUUCCCAUACACUACCUAAUAGAUGGCCUAAUCGUCGUAUAUGGCAUAAAAAAGAUAUCAAACACAUCAAUCAUCUGGAAAUCGAGUUUCAUGAAGCUGUAUAUCCAAUCAGAGUCUCUAUAUACGAAGUAUAUAAUCCUGGAAACGUAAUUAAAAUUUGGGUUCAAGAUUCUUCAAAUAAUCGGUGGAUUUUAUUGUGGGAUGGAUUGCCUCAGAUUGUGCCUCCGAUAUCAAGACUAUUUUCUCCACCCUUACAGCUGUGUAACUUUAAAACCAACAAACUCAAACUAGAAUUUAAGCACAGUAUAUUAGACUACACAAAGCUAGACGCUGUGAUGCUUAUCGGAACGUCAAAAUUGAUCCUUCCCAGAAAUCCUGAAGAGAGUUUAACUGAUCUAUUAAAAAGACUUAACUACAUGUAUUCUCGCCAUGAGGAUGUCCAUAAUCUAACAGCAAAUUACGAAAAUGCACAUUUGGAUAUUGACCAUCUUCAAAAGAAUUUUCCUGAACACUGUGUUAUUUGUAAGAGCGAUGUAGAAAACAGUUUUUAUAAGAAUAAUUUCGGGAAUGAAAAGACAUCUGCACUUCUUAGGAAGGUAAUCCCUGAUUAUAUGAAUCGUAUAGAUGAAUCCAAAGAGCUAUCACCUGACAGUUUUUCUGCGUUUUCUGAUGAAGUAAUUCUAGAAAUAUUAAAGCACUUAGACUUGAAGACGUUAUGCCUCAUGAACCAAGUAAAUAAGCGUUUCAAUAAUUUAACACGGGACCCUCUACUAUAUACACGUUUGGACAUGCGAAAUAUCUGUUGUCCUACUUAUUUUUAUAAUAUACUUUGCUACUUUACACCUAGAUGUAAAUAUUUGCGACAAUUAGAUCUUGCAUCAUGCAACUUUUCUUCUUCGCAUUUCGUGCAAUUUCUUGAGAAUUGCGGCAGGCAUUUAACGCACUUACGAUUCACAUGCAUCUCACUUGAAUCUCACAAUGAUGUCCUACUCAAAAUUUCAGAGAUAUGCAAAAAUUUAAAAGAGUUGGAAUUGGACGAAUUGGACGAAUUUACAAUUGGUGAUAAAGGACUUUCAUGUCUCGAAAAUCUAGAGAGCCUGGAAAAGUUGGCACUUUAUUCACCAGAAAUAAAAGUUCAAUGUCUUUGCAAAAUACUGCAAAAAAAUAAACGGAUGCGUGAAUUAAUUUUGGAAUGUCAUCUUCGCAGUAAGGAGAGGUUCCCAGGCGACACCGUUGCAAUAGAGUUAGGAAAUUCGUGUCGGGACUUGCAAGAAAUAAGUUUAUAUGGAAUUACAUCGAAGGGUAUUAAUGCCCUUGCUGACUGUAAGAAUUUACGAAUAGUGGAGCUUGGUCAACUAAUGGAAUCGAAAGGCCUGAUAUUCGACCUUGAUGAUAGCUUGAGCAGAUUGCUUUCCUCCUGUCAACUGCUGGAAGAAAUAUAUUUGUGUAGUAUUGUCCUCACUGAUCGCAAUUUGAAAUUACUAGCGGAGUGCAAAAACUUGAAAAAUUUACAUCUGCAAGACGUGAAAUUUGUAACACCUGAUAAUGUUUCCAUUAUUCUCGAGCAAUGUCCUAAAUUGGAAUGCUUCCAAUUGUCGGACCAUUAUAUUAGUCCCUACUUGAUUAGCCAGUGGAAGAAAAGUCAUCCACAUGUGUUUUACGAAAAAGGAGGAUAUCUGGAUUAUUAAAUCAAUAAUUUAAUUAUUGGUUUAAUAAUCUAAAUAUCGCGUCUAACAAUAAUACAAUUGAAUAAUAAAUUACUUAUGUUCUUGGCAUUCCGUGAUAGCAACAGUUUAA